Molecule: messenger RNA, 1039 nt
Organism: Oryza brachyantha (malo sina)
Lineage: Eukaryota; Viridiplantae; Streptophyta; Magnoliopsida; Poales; Poaceae
Product: protein ALP1-like
Exons: 3
Coding region: 1-969 (322 amino acids)
Source: RefSeq, a predicted model, not a curated record
AUGAGGAGAGCACCUUUCUUUCGAUUGUGUAACUUGUUACGCCAAAGAGAAUUGUUACGGGACACUAUUCAUAGCUCGAUCGAGGAACAAGUUGCCAUGUUCCUUCUAGUUGUAGGCCACAAUUUUAGAUUUAGGGCGUUACAACCUAUUUUUAGGAGGUCAACUGAGACAAUAAGUAGGCACUUUGGGGAGGUCCUCUAUGCUAUUGGUGAGCUAAGAAGUGAGAUGAUCAAACCACCGUCAACAGAUAUUCAUCCUAAAAUUCAGGGGAACCGAAGAUUCAACCCUUAUUUUAAGGAUUGCAUUGGUGCACUAGAUGGAACCCAUGUGCUCGCUCGGGUUCCAUCUACAAUGGCACCAGCCUUUAGGGGUAGGAAAGGUGUUACUACCCAAAAUGUUCUGGCUACAGCGGACUUUGAUCUUAAAUUUACAUAUAUACUUGCUGGUUGGGAAGGGUCUGCACAUGAUGCUCUCAUACUUACAGAUGCCUUGGAGAGGCCAGAUGGUAUUAGAGUCCCCGCAGGCAAAUACUACCUUGUUGACGCUGCCUACGCUGCUAGACCUGGUUUUCUUCCUCCAUACCGCGGAUGUCGAGACCACUUGAGAGAGUACGCGGGGGGCCUCAAUCCUCGUGACAAAAGAGAGUUGUUCAAUUUAAGACACUCCUCUCUUAGAGUCACAGUCGAGCGAGCAUUUGGUGUCUUCAAAAACCGUUUCAAGAUUGUCUACAACAAGCCUUUCCAUCCAUACAAAACCCAAGUGAAGUUGGUCCUUGCUUGUUGCAUACUUCAUAAUUGGAUACUUCAAUAUGGCAAUGAUGAAUUUGUACCACUAGAAGAUGGAUGGAAUCCAAGUGACGACGAGGAAGACGAUCCCGAUGAACUAGACCAAGAUAAUAGGAGUAUGGUCCAGAUUAGGGAUGAUUUGGCUUCAGAUAUGUGGGACAACCGGGGUUCAUCUAGGGUGUAGAUUGGAGUUUGAUAUGUAUUGUUCUAUGUUGUAUUGCAUUAAUGUGGGUUUUGGUCUAUUCCCCCUUGUA